AUGGUUCGUCCGCCACUAAGGUGCCCGCAGCUGCGAACGCGCUCAGGGAAAUGCAAGGCCCAUCGCAAGGACGUGCAGCAGCCUCCCUUGGUCGAUGCCGCCCCCGCCGAAACAGCACGUCGCUCGGUCACUACGCAGGUCGCCGCCACAACGCCCAGUGCCCCACCUACCGCGCCUCUGGUCGCCGCCCGUCCUCCUGCAGACCCAAAGUCUGCAUUGCUUCGUGCUCGGUUAGGCGCACGUAGUGCGGCAGCGCCAACACGGACUCAGCCGGAAGCCGGCUCAAGCACGACGCCGACGUCGGUGAACGUGGCGGCGGAGAAGGGCGUGAGGGCAGCGCUAGCCACCGGCGGCGGAGCCGUUGACCCUGCACAUGCGUCGAAAGGCCACAACGACGCCGACAUCGCUGCCAUCCAGAACCUGUUGGAAGUGGUAAAAUGCCCCGGGCACCCCCCUGCUCUGGCCAUCUCAGACACGGCGCAUGUGGAGCCCUCGGCGAGUCCCCCUGGUGGUUCAGCGGAGCCAAAGACGAUCACUGAUGCUGUCGGCGAGGGAGAGUCGAAAUGGAAGGGGAAGGCCGACACAAGGAGAGGGAGGGCGAGCUCUCAGAGGAAAACACGGGCGAUGUCGGCCGAGACAGGGAGGGAGAAGGCAAAGGAGAAGUCAGUGGAGAAAGAGAAGGAGAAGGCGGAGGAGAAGGAGAAGAAGAAGGAGAAGGAGAAGGAGAAGGAGAAGGCGGCGGAGAAGGAGAAGGAGAAGGAGAAGGAGAAGGAGAAGGAGAAGGAGAAGGAGGAGAAGGAGAAGGAGAAGGAGAAGGAGAAGGAGAAGGAGAAGGAGAAGGAGGAGAAGGAGAAGAAGGAGAAGGAGAAGGAGAAGGAGGAGAAGGAGAAGGAGAAGGAGAAGGAGAAGGAGAAGGAGAAGGAGGAGGAGGAGAAGGAGAAGGAGAAGGAGAAAGGACGGAAGGGUCAUGGCAUCCGCCACGACAACUCGGGCGACGGUCUUGGGUGGGUGGGCGAGAUUAAGGUGCUCGGCGCUAAUCGAUACAUCGGCAAGUCGCGCGAGAAGAUGGAGCUGGCGUACCUGCACUCGAUUGCGUACAUCGUCUACGACGGCUACGCCAGCAAGGUCCUCAUGGCCGAGCUCACCGGCUUGGAGGAAACCGAGUUGGAGAAGUGGAGGAAGGUGUGGGAGGAGGUCAAGAUUUUGCCGACAGGGAUGUGGACGGUGAUAUGGACACGGGGCGCGUACCUUCCAAAAACAUGGUUCGAUGACAUUCUCGGCAAGUAUCGAGCGUACAAGAGCUCAGGCGAUGCGAACCACGACGCGCUCUUGCCGGCGAUCUGGUUCCCCGUCGAUGCCGUCACAAAGGAAGGCAAGGAGAAUUUGGAUGCUAUGAUGUCGGCCAUGAUAGGUCGCGUGUCCAUGUGCGCUGCGUAUGGGAAGGUCGUUGCGAGCGCGGCGACGAAGGAGGGAGACACUGAUGAGAAGACGGCGAUGGCGGCACAGGCAUUAUCGGCCUCCGCUUGCGCCAUGUGGUGCUUAGUCGAGAACGCAGACGCCCAGGUGGUCGAUGUUGUGGGCGAAGGGAAGGCGGCGGCGAUGGUGGUCGGUGCGAGCGAGAAGACCGCCGGUGUCUUCAAGGAGGUCAUGCAGGUGGUGCUGGAGGCCGAGAUCAACAGGGAGCAACCCCUCGGGUAG
Closterium sp. Naga37s-1 is the source of this 1698-nucleotide messenger RNA. NCBI's taxonomy places the organism in Eukaryota, Viridiplantae, Streptophyta, Zygnematophyceae, Desmidiales, Closteriaceae. The record is from the annotation of a GenBank genome assembly.